Daldinia vernicosa is the source of this 1628-nucleotide messenger RNA. RefSeq lists its product as uncharacterized. Gene Ontology annotation, molecular function: protein binding. Lineage: Eukaryota; Fungi; Ascomycota; Sordariomycetes; Xylariales; Hypoxylaceae. The transcript is spliced from 3 exons. The coding region runs from base 504 to 1154 and encodes 216 amino acids. The record is from RefSeq and is a predicted model, not a curated record.
GGCAAGAACCUUACACUACUAGUUCAAGGGACUUUGGAAACGUCACAGCCUCCUUUACAUUACGGCGCUUGCUCUUCCAAGCUUCCAUGCUUACAUUAUACCCUUUGACCCUUAGCCGCUCUGCCGUACAAUCACCAAAGGUUCUUAUUAGAAACAAAGCUGGUUGGCUUAUUCGUUCCUGAAGACUUGCCUACGUAUGUAAUUGGGCUUAGCUUCUUCCUUUUCCUCUUCUUCAUCAUCUUCAUCUUCAUCACACUCUGUUCCAUUAAAAAACCUAACUGGGUCUUGCCUAUUAAUUUGGCUGUUUAGGUAUUAGGUACUCUCCUCCUGAAUCCGAAACUAAAAGAAAUACAAAUAGCAAGAAUACUUCUCCUGCCAACCAGGCUUCUUCGUCCUCUGCUUGACGGGUUUGAUCUGCCCUGGAAUACAACGGAAGCAGAUCGCAUAGCAUAGCAUAUCAUAUCAUAGCAUUAGCAUAGCACAGCUUGGUAGAGCAGCCUAGCAUGGCAGAUGAUCACGAACACGAGGGCGCCUCCGUAAAGGAGCGGCUGAUCGAAGCCUGCCGAAGGAACAAUGUCGAUUUACUCCACGACGUAAUCUCGAACUGCAAGUCGGACGAAGAAAUAUCCACUCUCCUCAACACUACUACAACCGUCAUGGGCAAUCACCUCUACCACGAGGCUGCCCUACAGGGAAACUACGAGAUCAUCGACACACUUCUGGACCAACCAGAUUUCGAAUGUGACCCUCUGAACCGUAUCGAAGGGGACACGCCCCUACACAGCGCCAUCCGCUGGAUCAACAGCGAGCCCCCUGCCCAGCGCGAAUUCGGCAACGCCCUCGUACAAAUGAUGCUCGAGGCCGGAUCGUCCACCCGAAUUCGCAACAAGGCCCGACUAACACCAUAUCAACUCGUUGACCCUUCUAACACCGGCCUGCGCGACCUGAUCCAGAAACACGAGUAUGCCGAGUUGAACGCGGGCGACUUUGUCGACUCCACGCCUGCACCCCCCAAGGAGAACAAGAAGGCGGUGGCCAGUUCGUUUGUUGAUGUUAGGCAGGAAGAAGAAGAAGAUGAUGAUGCCGAGUUCUCCGGCAGUGACGAGGAAGAGCGUGCUGAGUGGGAGCGUAGGCGCAAGACCAAGGGCCGGUAGAAAAGAUGAAAAGACGAAAAAUGUUUGAUAUGAGGCCGAAGGAGAGAAAGGAGACCUGGAGGGUCACACAUAUAGACACGUCUUAAGACGUAGGCUUGCUCUGGUCUGUCGAGAAGACCAUGAGCAUUGCUCAUCGAAUACGUAUGCACAUUGAGUCGUCAUUCUUUGUGUCGUUCUCCUGUGUAGAUGAUGACAGGAACAUUCACAAACAAUCAACAGACAAACGGGUAGAUAUAGUUAUUUUUUUUUUCUCGGCGAUCUGUUGCUAAGCUCCUUCCAAAUUGCUUCAGCUCGAUAUCGUCAUGCACAUCAUAGGGAUGUGUCUAUAUGCAUUAGCCCAGCCAAGUACACAUAAAGCAUAAAGUUGUUAACGCAGUUGCUGAUGCGGAGAUCGUUGAAGAAGAUCACUGCAGCAUCACAUAACUAACCCAUCUCCCCCCACACCACAUGAUCAAACGUCUCCUAUGACCUGAG